AAUUUGUUUUGGUCAGUAAUUUGUUUUUAGUAUGUGCUUAAAUUUAAAUUAUUAAAAUAAUCUGGGUAGGUAAUAAAAAGUCUACUACCUCACUGACUGACACAGGACUUGGGUCAAAUGAUAUGGAAAAUACUGGGCAUACGCCAAGCUUUUAGUUUACUUAGUUUGUCUAAAACAAUUUCGGUCAUGCCGUUUUAUGCCGUGGCGAAGGGCCGAGUGGCUGGAAUAUAUAUGACUUGGCCUGACUGUGAGGCGCAGGUGAAAGGCUUUCCUGGAGCAAGGUACAAAAAGUUUAACAGUGUGGUUGAAGCUGAAGAUUUCAUUACCACCAACAGCGGUACUGUAGCGCAAAAUAAUACCAAGCCAAGUAGUGCUGCGGUGAAAAACAGUAAUCCAAGCUUAAAAAGGUCGUAUUCUACAGCUGCAAACAAUAAAAACAACGAUAACACUCAAAAGAAAACAGUUAAAAAGUCACGCAAAAGUGACACCAAAAACAAUGAGUGGUCCGACUCGGAGGAUUCGGAGGAUUUAACUACAAUAAUCACAAAGCAGAUGGACGACAUAGAAAAGAGAUUGACUGGUUUUCAAAAGGGAGUGGACAAAAUAUAUAAACAGAGUGCCAAGAAUAAGAAAACCAUACUGUUACAGGACUAUUCAAGUUCAAAUUCAUUUCAAACAGACCACAAUGGGUAUGUUCAGGUUUAUACAGAUGGGGCGUGUUCGUCCAACGGUCGGAAUGGGGCUAGAGCUGGUCUCGGAGUGUACUGGGGUGAAGGGCAUCCACUAAACUUGAGUGCUCCAGUUUCCGGCCGAGCCACAAACAAUUGUGGUGAGAUACAAGCAGCCACAAAGGCUAUAAGGACUGCGCUCGAUAAUGGAGUCACCAAGCUGUCCAUAAACACAGAUUCUAAAUUUUUAAUCAAUUCAGUAACAAAAUGGAUGACAGGUUGGAAAAGAAAUGGUUGGAAGUUAAAAUCAGGGGAGCCUGUUAAAAAUGAAGUAGAUUUUAAAGAAUUAGAUAGCUUACAAAAUAAGUUGCAGAUUAAGUGGAACUAUGUAGAAGCCCAUCAGGGCAUACACGGCAAUGAAAUGGCAGACCAACUGGCAAAGGCUGGUGCUGCCAUGUACAAUCUAUGAGUGUUGCCUGCAAAUCUUAUGUUAUCAAGAGAAAAUUGUUAAAAUUACCUAAAAGCAAAUUA
Molecule: messenger RNA, 1199 nt
Organism: Aricia agestis (brown argus)
Lineage: Eukaryota; Metazoa; Arthropoda; Insecta; Lepidoptera; Lycaenidae
Gene: rnh1
Product: ribonuclease H1
Exons: 2
Coding region: 118-1137 (339 amino acids)
Biological process (GO): DNA replication, removal of RNA primer
Molecular function (GO): nucleic acid binding; magnesium ion binding; RNA-DNA hybrid ribonuclease activity
Source: RefSeq, a predicted model, not a curated record